GCGCGCGUUCUAACUUCUAAGAUGUUAAGUCUCCUCUCCUAUCCUAAGUCCUAACUCGUAAGUCGUAACCAACCUCCUCUCUUAUUUAUAUUAGCAGAAAUAAAUGCUUGAACAUAAAUACCCCCGACCUUCUGUCCUCUUUCCGGAACACGCAGCACAAAACACAAUCGACUCGCCGGAGAGUGGACGAGAAUCAAGAGACAUCUCGUCGCUAUGGAUAUCCUGAGACAAGAAUUGCUGAAGAAGAGGAAAAGCUUGGCAGAAGACGUCGGAGGCAAGAAAGUCUUCAAACGAUCCGAAAUCGAACAGAAGAAACUCCAGAAACUUCGUGAAGAAGAGAAGCGCGAGUUAGAAGCCAAAGCCCUCCGCGACAAGCAGCACAAUUCCUCCAGCACCUCCUCCGGCGCCACCGCCUCCACCACCUCCUCUUCAAACCCUAAUUCCAAAUCGGAUCUUCCUUCUUCCGCCUCUGCUUCCUCCAAAGCACUAGAAACCCUAACUGACGAGAAAAAAAUCGACGAACUCGUCCUCCCUAAACAAGAAGUAAUCCGUCGACUCCGAUUCCUCAAGCAACCUAUCACCCUCUUUGGUGAAGACGAUGAAGCGCGGCUCGACAGGCUUAAGCUUAUCCUCAAGGCCGGAGUUUUUGAGGUUGAUAGUGAUAUGACGGAAGGACAGACGAAUGAUUUCCUUCGAGACAUUGCGGAGCUAAGGAAGCGGCAGAAAACGGGGAUUUUGAGUGACCGGAAGAGGAAAAACAAGGAGGAUGGGAUUGAGGAUGGAGAGGCGGGCGGAGGAAGCGCUGAUGAUGAUUUGAGUGGAGAUGGAGGCUCCUCUGGUGUUGACAAUGAUAAGGAUUUGAAGCGGAUGAAGGCGAAUUUCGAGGAUUUAUGUGAUGAGGACAGGAUUCUUGUAUUCUUUAAGAGGCUGUUGAAUGAGUGGAAUCAGGAGCUCGACGAAAUGCCAGAGGCCGAGAAGAGGACUGCUAAAGGGAAAUCGAUGGUUGCCACGUUCAAGCAGUGUGCCCGGUACCUCAAUCCCCUCUUCAAGUUCUGCAGGAAAAAGGUUCUUCCAGAUGAUAUUCGUCAAGCAUUGCUGGUGGUAGUUGAAUGCUGCAUGAAGAGGGAUUACUUAGCUGCAAUGGAUCAGUACAUCAAGCUGGCCAUUGGAAAUGCACCCUGGCCUAUUGGUGUGACUAUGGUUGGUAUCCACGAACGUUCAGCCCGGGAGAAGAUUUACACCAACAGUGUGGCUCAUAUCAUGAAUGAUGAGACGACUCGCAAGUAUCUACAAUCUGUGAAGAGACUUAUGACAUUGUGCCAACGGAGGUACCCUACAAUGCCAUCCAAGGCUGUUGAGUUCAACAGCUUGGCUAAUGGGAGUGACCUGCACUCCCUUCUGAAUGAAGAAAGGGCACAAAGCUCAGAGGAAAGGCUGCGGCUGAUGCCCGCAUCCAAGGAUAGCUAGUUACCAUACAGCACUAAUUUUACACUGUGAUCAAAGUCUUUGAAUCAACUUUUUUGUUUUUUUAUUGAGUGAUUCUUAAGUUAUUAAUACUUAAAUAGAACCACAACAGUGAAGCCUGCAUGAGUCUUGUCUAUUUGUGCACAGAUUCAGAAUACCACACAAUUCGUGUUAAUUGGGCCCUUUUGGCAUUGGCUUUCAUAAUUUCAAUCACAUUGUAAUUUGGGUGUCUA
This is a messenger RNA of Nelumbo nucifera (sacred lotus), 1697 nucleotides long. RefSeq names its product splicing factor Prp18 family protein. The record is from RefSeq and is a predicted model, not a curated record. NCBI's taxonomy places the organism in Eukaryota, Viridiplantae, Streptophyta, Magnoliopsida, Proteales, Nelumbonaceae. Gene Ontology annotation, cellular component: U4/U6 x U5 tri-snRNP complex; U2-type post-spliceosomal complex; U5 snRNP. Gene Ontology annotation, biological process: generation of catalytic spliceosome for second transesterification step; RNA splicing.